Molecule: messenger RNA, 955 nt
Organism: Peromyscus eremicus (cactus mouse)
Lineage: Eukaryota; Metazoa; Chordata; Mammalia; Rodentia; Cricetidae
Gene: Rasl11a
Product: RAS like family 11 member A
Exons: 4
Coding region: 95-823 (242 amino acids)
Molecular function (GO): GTP binding; GTPase activity
Source: RefSeq, a predicted model, not a curated record
GCCGGGACAGCUCUGCUGGCCGCGCCGCAUCCCGGCGCCCUGUGUUGUCGCCUGUCCAGCCCGCUAUCCUGCAGCGCGGUCGCGGGACGCGCCCAUGCGUCCGCCAACCAUGUCUGGGCACUUUCUGCUGGCUCCCAUUCCCGAGUCCUCCUCCGACUACCUCCUGCCCAAGGACAUCAAACUGGCGGUGCUAGGCGCGGGUCGUGUAGGCAAAAGCGCCAUGAUUGUGCGCUUCUUAACGAAGAGAUUCAUCGGCGACUACGAACCCAACACAGGCAAACUGUAUUCGAGACUCGUUUAUGUGGAGGGGGAUCAGCUAUCCCUGCAGAUCCAGGACACUCCGGGAGGCAUCCAGGCCCAAGACAACCCCAGCCCAACAGUGGAUUCUCUGUCCAAGUGCGUGCAGUGGGCCGAGGGCUUUCUGCUGGUCUAUUCCAUAACAGACUAUGAGAGCUACCAGUCCAUUCGGCCCCUUUACCAGCAGAUCCGGAAGGUCCACCCUGAUGGAAAAGCCCCUGUCGUCAUCGUGGGCAACAAAGGAGACCUUCUGCAUGCCCGGCAGGUGCAGACACACGACGGUCUUCAGCUAGCCAAUGAGCUGGGCAGUCUUUUCCUUGAAAUUUCCACUAGUGAAAACUAUGAAGACGUCUGUGACGUGUUCCAACAUCUCUGCAAAGAAGUGAGCAAGCUGCACAGUCUCAGUGGGGAGCGGAGGAGGGCUUCCAUCAUCCCCCGGCCUCGCUCCCCCAACAUGCAGGACCUGAAGAGGCGCUUCAGGCAGGCCCUGUCCUCCAAAGUAAAAGCCCCCUCCGCCCUGGGGUGACCCAUCUCAGACAGACUGGUGACUUUUAUUACUAUUAUUAUUACGCAUUUGUGCAGCCACAAAGACUGGGCCUUUCCCCUUUAAAACAUAUUGAGAGUUUAUUUUUAUAAUGACUUUAUUGGCUUUCAAGUG